AUGACCACACCAAGUCGUAGACGUUUGAUGAGAGAUUUCAAGAAACUUCAGUACGAAAAACUCAUCGAUUUCUUACAGGAAGACCCACCAGCCGGAGUAUCUGGUGCCCCGACAGAAGACAACAUUCUCGCGUGGGAAGCCAUAAUAUUCGGACCCCAGGAGACGCCAUUCGAAGACGGAACAUUCAAAUUAUCAUUGGAAUUCUCAGAAGAAUAUCCAAAUAAGCCUCCAAUCGUCAAAUUCAUUUCGAAAAUGUUCCAUCCGAAUGUCUACGCCGACGGAUCGAUUUGUCUCGAUAUUCUUCAGAAUCGAUGGUCUCCAACGUAUGACGUCGCCGCGAUUCUCACGUCGAUUCAGUCGCUUCUCGACGAACCGAAUCCCAAUUCACCGGCUAACUCGUUGGCUGCACAACUCUAUCAAGAGAAUCGUAGAGAGUAUGAGAAGAGGGUUCAGCAGAUUGUUGAACAGUCAUGGUUGAAUUUCGGUGAGAACGAAGGCGACGCAGUGAUGAAAGACGACAUUGACGUCGAAGAGAUCAGUCAGGGAGCCGGCGGUGGAGGAGGAGAUGAUGCCGACGAUCGAAUGGACGAAGGGGCCAGCGGAUCGAAUGCUUAA
Caenorhabditis remanei is the source of this 615-nucleotide messenger RNA. RefSeq lists its product as uncharacterized. Bases 1 to 615 code for a protein of 204 amino acids. Gene Ontology annotation, molecular function: ubiquitin conjugating enzyme activity. Lineage: Eukaryota; Metazoa; Nematoda; Chromadorea; Rhabditida; Rhabditidae. Gene Ontology annotation, cellular component: HULC complex. Gene Ontology annotation, biological process: DNA repair; proteasome-mediated ubiquitin-dependent protein catabolic process; protein polyubiquitination. The transcript has 3 exons. The record is from RefSeq and is a predicted model, not a curated record.